This is a messenger RNA of Mya arenaria, 2707 nucleotides long. Its product is annotated as endosome-associated-trafficking regulator 1-like. The transcript is spliced from 7 exons. Gene Ontology annotation, cellular component: early endosome; centrosome; recycling endosome. The record is from RefSeq and is a predicted model, not a curated record. NCBI's taxonomy places the organism in Eukaryota, Metazoa, Mollusca, Bivalvia, Myida, Myidae. Gene Ontology annotation, biological process: positive regulation of cilium assembly; positive regulation of protein localization to cilium; regulation of cytokinesis. The coding region runs from base 99 to 1466 and encodes 455 amino acids.
UCAGUCUUUAAAUAAAAACUUUAUUAUAUUUGAAUCUUUUUGUUGAACUUUGUGUUAGCUAUAAUUUUUAACAUAUAACUGAUUUUAUAAAAGAUUUUAUGUUUGGGCAAAACGUCGAGCUAAAUAAACAUUCUACUGCUAAUCACAAAUCAAAAUAUAUAUAUUUUUUUAAUAACUGCUCCCUAAAUCCAGGAAGUAUGGCGGAGGGUGGGGAAAAAUCAGACGAAAACAAUCCGUUUUCAUUUAAAAGUUUCGUAACAAAAAAAGACAAGAGCGUAACUGAGCAUGAAAAGCCUAGUAAUGAAGAUGAUUUGGACAUAUUUAACACACCAGACGUAUCGAGUCUUCGGAAACGUGACAAGCCAAAGCAAAUUGUCGUUGUCGAUGAGGAAAAUGCAGAAAAUCCAAAGCAAAAGAAGAAAGGCAAAGGUGAAAAUCCUUUUUCUUUCAAGAAGUUUUUAUCCGGCAGUAACACGAAAUCUUCAGAAAACCGUCCUGCACCAGAAACUUCAAUGGAAAAAAGAACCAAGCCGAGAAAAAAAAUGGAACCAGAUGGUGUAAAUAACAUUCAAAUGGUUGCUGGUGAUUUGCCAGACUUUGUUCAAGGUCAUUACUCAGACAGUAACAGUGAAAGAUUUGGUGAUAAUGAUCAUUCCAACACAGGGUUUGUAUUACCAGAUUUUGCUUUAGACAGUAGAGGUGCUUCAACUGUGAAUGAUGGUAGCCUUAACAAAACUUUAGGAGCAGAAGAAAAUAUCAGUGAGGUUGAAACAAGAAUGGAUGACUUUGUAGACUCUUCCGAUGGUGAGGACAUCCAUUCUUCCAGAGGAAAUUUAUUGAACAGUUUGCCAGAUUUUCUGUCAGAUGCGGCCCUGUCUAAUGGCAGAGCAUCUGACAACACUUCAGUGAGCAGACAACUACCAGUGAUUGAAGCUGAUGAACAGGCUUGUGAUUCUAAACAAAAACAGCUUCAAGAUGAAAACAGAGCCUUAAGGCAACAAGUUGAGGAACUUAAAAGAAGAAACCACCAAUGUGAUAACAGAGUAGGUGAUCUUGAACGUCAACUGGAAAGACAGAAGGCGAAGGAGGCAGAGGAGAAUGCUGUCAUGGAGCGGGCCAUGGAACAGGUGGAGGAAAACCUCUCACAAACCACAAAACGAGCGGUACAGGCAGAAACUAUGGUGACCAAACUGAAGCAGGAUGUUAAAGGCCUCCAGGCUGAGAUGGGUAAACUGCGAGGGGAGAAUAGAAUGUUGCUGUCUGGAGAUAAAUACCUAGGUGAUAUCAAGGAGCGGACUGGUUAUGUAGCUGAGCAGCUGUCCUCUGCCACUAACACAGCAGAAACCAGUCUAAAACAACUUCUUUCCGGCCUAGACCAGCUGAAAAUGCUGUCACUCGUGCUCACAUCAAUAGACAAGAUAACAGAAGAUACAUCGUCCAGUGACUCCAGCAAACCAAACGCCUGAGACUCGCUGUUAGCAUGAGCAGUAUUACAUUCAUCAGGUCCUGGUUGCAAUCAGCAGUCUGUCUAAGUGCCAAAUUGUUGUUUUAAUGUUUAAACUCCUAUUCGAAGUGGUGGCAAUGGGAAUGAAAUAUCUAGGAAAUUAUUAUUGAUUAGACCUAUUUCACAGCGUCAGAUAUAGUUAUCCUCGGUGGGGUUUAGAAAUAAUGUUGCUAAUUGCUAUAAUGGAGUAAUAUUGCACUUUGUUCAGGAGUUGUUGGAAUCAAUGCAAAUACUUACAAUAGAUUACCCAUAUUGCUUGCAACAAUGUAUUUAAUACCCUUAUUGCUUGCAACAAUAGAAUACCCUUAUUGCUUUCAAACAAUAGAUUACCCUUAUUGCUUUCAACAAUAGAUUACCCUUAUCGCUUGCAACAAUAGAUAACCCUUAUUGCGUGCAACAAUAGAUUACCCUUAUUGUGUCUAACAAUAGAUAGUCCUUAUUGUGUGCAACAAUAGAUUACCCUUAAUCCGUGCAACAAUAGCUUACCCUUAAUGCGUGCAACAAUAGAUUACCCUACCCAACAAUAGAUUACCCUUAAUGCGUGCAACAAUAGAUUACCCAUAAUGCGUGCAACUAUAGAUUACCCUUAAUGCGUGCAACAAUAGAUUACCCAUAAUGCGUGCAACUAUAGAUUACCCUUCAUGGGUGCUACAUUGUUAUGAAUUCUGUGGUCUGUCCAUCUGUCUGGUUUUGUAGGAUAGAGUAAAAUAUGUUACUUGACACAAAUGACUUCUCUUGCUGAGCUGUACAUCUUAUGUAAAUGGUUAAUAGCACACUUUGCAGUAAAAGUUCAAGUUAAAAUAUUUGUCCAUCAGGCCAAACUAGUGUCACAUUCCUAAUACAAUUAAUUAUUGCAUUUUUGUACAUGUAUGUAGAUUUUGCAAUACUGUCAAAUAUGUUGUUGUUUUUAUAAUAAAAGUGGCAUUAUUCAAAGCAAUACUUUUUUUGAAUUUGUCAACUUUUUAUAACAUGUACGUACAAAUAAUGGAAGCUAUGACAAGGGUUUUUAAUUAAAAAACAUGAUAGUUGUACAUGUUUAUUUUCAUUUGGAUUGAACGUGCUGAAAAUGGCUAUGACAUAAUAUUAUAACAAUUCAUGAUUUCUUUACCAUAGGCAAAUGUUCUUUACAAAUAGUCUUAAUAUGUUACAUACGUUGUUAAGGAGUUGUGUUUUGAUACCAUGAAUAAAGUUAUUAAAACAUUA